Messenger RNA from Leptosia nina, 1854 nucleotides. The record is from the annotation of a GenBank genome assembly. Lineage: Eukaryota; Metazoa; Arthropoda; Insecta; Lepidoptera; Pieridae.
AUGGUGACCGACAGCCGCUCCGAAAGCACAUCAGCGUCGAUAACCGACGACGUAAACAUCGCCUUCGAAGACAUAACAUACAAAGUGCGGCACACUCUACUGCCAGGAGGAUCCAAGACGAUAUUAAACGGUGUGAGUGGACAAUUUAACGCUGGUGAAGUGAGUGUCAUCAUAGGACAAUCAGGCGCAGGAAAGAGCUCUUUGUUGGACAUCCUUGCAGGAUAUACAUCACCAACUAGUGGCAGAAUUUGCGUUAACGGUCGGCUGAGGAAUGAGAAAUUGUUUCGGCGUCGAUCCUGUUAUAUUCUCCAAGAUGACAGAGUACAAGACAUGCUCACUAUUGAGGAGUCACUCAAAUUCGCCGCGGAACUGAAACUCGGGACUCACAUCAGCACGCAACAAAAACUGCAAAGGGUAGAACAAAUAAUAACAUCGCUCGGUGUAAGCAGAGCUAGAGAUACGAGGGCCAUUGACCUUUCUGGGGGACAAAGGAAAAGGCUGGCUAUCGGAUUGGAGCUCGUCAACGAUCCCCCAGUUAUGUUCCUAGAUGAACCUAUUAGUGGGCUAGACAUAUCGAUAUCGAAGCAGCUCGUUUAUCUACUGCGGCGGCUGGCUCGCCAGGGCAGAACCGUCGUGAUAUCAAUGCAUCAGCCAUCAGCGACUCUACUGGAUAUGGUCGAUAGACUGUAUGCCAUCGUGGGUGGUCGUUGCGGUUAUAUGGGUGCCGUGUCGCUCCUUGUUCCGUUCUUGAAGGAAAUCGACCUUAUAUGCCCUGCUUAUCACAAUCCAGUUGAUUUCUUUAUAGAAAUAUGUAACGACUAUGAAAAGGAUCUGGAGAAUCACUCGAAGAAUGGCAAAGAUGACCAAUAUAUAAAUAAUAUAUUUUCUGAGACUGAAUCUAAAUUAUUAAGUAUAGAUUUUAACAUUAAAGAAGACGACGUUUGUUUGACAACUCUACCGCCACCAAAAGAGGACCCCACCAACAAAAUAUUGUUAGCGCUGAAAAGUACAUAUCCAACUACGCCGUUAAAGCAAUUCGCUAUUUUAACUAGAAGAGCUUUACUGACAGUUUGGCGGGACCCAUCCUUUACUGUGAUCAACGUAGGAAUCCACUGUGCAAUGGCACUGUUUGUCGGGUUGCUAUUCUUCAAAGUCGGUGAAGAUGCGAAAUACGUUAGAGAUAACUACAACUUCCUCUACUUCAGCCUUAUGUUUCUCAUGUUCACGGCCUUCAGUGGAGCAACAGUACGAUUUCCAGAACAAGUUCCAAUCAUACGUAGAGAGCACUUCAACCGAUGGUACAACACCGGGGCCUAUUUUGCGUCAACGUUAGCCUCUAUACUUCCGAUGCAGACAAUCAGCACCUUGUCGUUUUGCUUCAUCACCUACUUCUUGACUGGGCAGCCGCCUGAACCUUUCCGAAUAGCAACUUACAGCGCCACGCUUUUGCUCGUUUCUUACGUAGCUGUGUGUGUUGGUCUGUUGAAUGGCUCUCUAUUUACUGUUAAGAAUGCUGUAGUGUUCGGCCCCUUCUUCAUAAUGCCGUUCACCAUAUUUUCCGGAUUCUUCCUGAGAUACAGCGACGCACCGUCCGUUUUCCGAUGGAUAUUUCACAUAUCCUUCCUGAAACAUGGUCUUGUGGGCUUGGUGAUAUCUGUCUUUGGGAUGAACCGUCCAAAACUAGUGUGUACCGAUAUUUACUGUCACUACGCGAAACCCAGUCAGUUUUUGAAAGAUUGUGAUAUGUUAGAUGAGAAAUUCCUAGUUGCGAUGGUCUCACUCGCAUGUAUAGGGGGGGUAGUUAUUACUCUAACGUAUGUAAUAUUAAAAAUACGUUUAAAACUCAGAUGGUAA